AUGUCUUCUUUCAACGUCGUUGUCUUUGGUGGUGACCACUGCGGUCCUGAGGUUACUGCCGAGGCUGUCAAGGUUCUCCGUGUCGUUGAGAAGGCCCGCGGCGUCACCUUCAACCUGCAGGACCACCUGCUCGGUGGUGCUUCCAUCGAUGCCACCGGCUCUCCCCUAACCGACGAGGCCCUUGACGCCGCCAAGAAGGCCGAUGCCGUUCUCCUGGGCGCCAUUGGAGGACCCAAAUGGGGCACAGGCUCCGUUCGCCCCGAGCAGGGUAUCCUGAAGCUGCGCAAGGAAAUGGGCACAUUCGGCAACCUGCGCCCAUGCAACUUCGCCGCGCCCUCGCUGGUCGAGAGCUCCCCCCUCAAGGCCGACAUCUGCCGUGGUGUCGACUUCAACAUCAUCCGUGAGCUGACUGGUGGUAUCUACUUCGGCGAGCGCAAGGAAGACGACGGCUCCGGAUACGCCAUGGACACUGAGCCCUACUCUCGGUCCGAGAUCGAGCGUGUUGUUCGCCUCGCUGCCAACCUCGCUCUGCAGCACAACCCUCCUCUCCCCGUUUGGAGCUUGGAUAAGGCUAAUGUCCUCGCGACUAGCCGUCUCUGGCGUAAGGUUGUUAAUGAGGUUAUGGAGAAGGAGUACCCUCAGGUUACCUUCGGUCACCACCUCAUUGACUCUGCUGCUAUGUUGAUGAUCAAGGAUCCCCGCAAGCUGAACGGUAUUAUUGUUACCAGCAACCUGUUCGGUGAUAUCAUUAGCGAUGAGGCUAGUGUCAUUCCUGGCUCCCUGGGUCUGCUGCCCAGUGCCAGUCUUAGCGGUAUUCCUGAUGGCAAGAGCCGUUGCAACGGUAUCUACGAGCCUAUCCACGGCUCUGCCCCCGAUAUUUCCGGCAAGGGUAUCGUCAACCCCGUCGCUGCCAUCCUCUCUAUUGCCAUGAUGAUGCAAUACUCCUUCAACAUGAUCGAUGUCGCUCGCAUUAUUGAGACUGCUGUCAGCAACGUCAUCGAGGCUGGUGUCCGCACUGGUGACAUUGGUGGUUCCGCCAAGACCACUGAGGUCGGUGAUGCCGUCGCUGCCGAGCUCGAGAAGCUGCUUAAGUAA
Penicillium brevicompactum is the source of this 1095-nucleotide messenger RNA. RefSeq names its product 3-isopropylmalate dehydrogenase LEU2 (gene leu2A). Gene Ontology annotation, biological process: L-leucine biosynthetic process. Bases 1 to 1095 code for a protein of 364 amino acids. Gene Ontology annotation, molecular function: magnesium ion binding; 3-isopropylmalate dehydrogenase activity; NAD binding. The record is from RefSeq and is a predicted model, not a curated record. NCBI's taxonomy places the organism in Eukaryota, Fungi, Ascomycota, Eurotiomycetes, Eurotiales, Aspergillaceae. Gene Ontology annotation, cellular component: cytosol. The transcript is spliced from 6 exons.